AUGGACGCCCGCUGCCAAUUGCUACACCUGGCUACUAACAUUCAGGUGAAUCAAAGUUAUGCCGUCGGUGGUAGACUUCAAGAUGCCACUCAAUAUACUCCUCUUAAUUACAAGGGACUCCUACAAGAAUAUUUACAAAAAGCAUGCCUACCACUACCAAACUAUGUAAUUGCGAAUGAAGGUUUUCCACAUGCACCAAUGUUUAAAGGCAGUCUUAGUAGGCAGAAAGAAGCUAAGUAUACUUCUCCUAACACAUUUGCACACCGGAAGGCUGCAGAACAGGAUGCUGCGAGACAUGCAAUGGAGACCAUGCCACCAAUAACAAAGAAAGAUGAACUACAACCACUUAAUAAUAUUCAUGAGUACAAAAUGUUUUGCAAGUCCAUCCUAAAUGAGCUUGUGCAGAAGAUAAAUGUAGAAAAUCCAACUUAUCAUACAAUCCAGCCAGAUACAUCACUUCAUGCUUUCAAGUCAACAGUUGUUUUCAAUGGUUGUUCUUACACUGGGGAGGCUGGAAGAAACAAAAAGGAGGCUGAACGAUUAGCAGCUCUUGUUGUAAUUGUCUCAUUGUUGGAGUCUGAACAUAAAACCAUCCUCUCAGAGAUAAUCCGAUCUAAGGACAAGCUUGGCCCGAGACACGUGUAA
Messenger RNA from Ipomoea nil (Japanese morning glory), 645 nucleotides. Its product is annotated as double-stranded RNA-binding protein 4-like. Bases 1 to 645 code for a protein of 214 amino acids. The transcript has 4 exons. The record is from RefSeq and is a predicted model, not a curated record. Lineage: Eukaryota; Viridiplantae; Streptophyta; Magnoliopsida; Solanales; Convolvulaceae.